Messenger RNA from Macrosiphum euphorbiae (potato aphid), 1653 nucleotides. The record is from the annotation of a GenBank genome assembly. Lineage: Eukaryota; Metazoa; Arthropoda; Insecta; Hemiptera; Aphididae.
AUGGCCGUUUCACGAUUUCUCAAUCUUGAACGAAAACUUAUGAAAGACCCUGUAUUAUACGACCAAUACCAAAAAUGUAUGCUUGAAUAUGAAAAAUUAGGUCACAUGACAGUGGCUACCGGUCCCGGAAAAUAUCAUAUCCCACAUCACGCGGUGAUUAAACACGAAAACAACAAAAUUAAACUCCGCGUGGUAUUUGACGCAUCGGCUAAGUCAUCAUCAGGGAUAUCACUAAAUGACAUACUACAUGUAGGUCCAAAAUUACAAACGGAUAUAUCGGAUUUGUUACAUCGGUGCUGGUUACAUAAAUUUAUGUUUACAGCUGAUAUCUGUAAAAUGUAUAGGCAAAUAACGGUAGUUCCGGAAGAUCGUCAAUUCCAACACAUUAUAUGGCGCACUCACAUUGAACGGCCAUUACUUGAAUAUGAGUUAAAUACGAUCACCUACGGUAUUACAUCAUCACCAUUUCAAGCUAUUAGAGUUUUGCAUCAGUUAGAACGUGACGAAGGCAGUAAAUACCCGUCCGUAGCUAAUACAUUGUCAGCCCAAACCUAUGUUGAUGAUAUAAUAUCGGGUGACAAUACCGUUGAAGCGGUGAUUAAACAUCAACACGACGUAACGCAAUUAUUACUUGGUGCUGGUUUUGAAUUAAAGAAGUGGUCCUCCAAUUGCAAUGAGUUACUUCAGAGCAUACCACCCGAAGAUCGCGCCACGAAUAUAACAUUCGAGCCGAAAGACAGCUCCACCAAAAAAAUACUAGGUCUCCAAUGGGACCCAAGUAGUGAUACAUUUAGUUAUCAUACAAAUACGUUGUCAUUAACCAAUACAUAUACGAAACGUUUAAUAUUGUCCACCAUCGCGAAAUUGCCAACGUUCAAUGGGAUGAUCGCAUACCUCAGUCUCUCGCGGAUACAUGGAAACGAUUUUCGGCGGAAAUACCGGUUUUCCGAUGCAUCGGAGAAAGGAUAUGCCGCUAUUGUAUAUCUUCGACACGUGCACGACAAUGGUCACAUAUCAAUAUAUUUUAUUACGGCGAAAUCCAAGGUAGCCCCGCUAAAAAUAACCAACCAUAAAACUGAAUUGACGAUACCCCGCUUGGAGUUAUGUGGCGCGUUGUUGUUAUCUCAAACAAUCAAUCGGUUAAUGACGACAUUUAACAACACCGUUACUAUUUCCGCAGUGCAUGCAUGGACGGAUUCACGCAUCGUUUUAUCAUGGCUCACCUCAGAACAAACGGAGUUCAAGAUAUUCGUAACCAAUCGACUGGCGAAAAUCGCGGAGCUAACUCCUAGUUGUAAUUGGCAUUAUAUUUCGUCCGAACUGAAUCCAUCAGAUUGUGUUUCUCACGGUUUGUUUCCAUCAGAAGCGAUAACGAACAAAUUAUAUUGGAACGGUCCGCCAUUCCUGACAUUGCCAGAAUGCGAGUGGCCGGUUAUAUUUUUCGAACCAAUUCUAUCAUCCCUACUCCCGGAGGUUAAAGAAAUGGGUCCGAAAACUCUAACUAAUUUAGAUGCUACGUCACAUGUCAACGACAAAGAAUGGGUUGCUCGUUUUUCUUCGGUGACCCGCUUACAGAGGGUCAUGGCGUAUGUUUAUCGGUUUAUUCAUCGUACUCGCAAAAUUGUAUUGUUACCUAUUGAUAAAUCCCCAUAA